Molecule: messenger RNA, 2493 nt
Organism: Patiria miniata (bat star)
Lineage: Eukaryota; Metazoa; Echinodermata; Asteroidea; Valvatida; Asterinidae
Product: protein disulfide isomerase Creld2-like
Exons: 13
Coding region: 326-1606 (426 amino acids)
Molecular function (GO): calcium ion binding
Source: RefSeq, a predicted model, not a curated record
GCGGGAUAAUGAGACGGCUGUUUUGUGUCUUUGUUGUACACGUUCCUUUUGAUGUGGCAAAAAUCCAUUGGCUGGUACGUGCAAGAUGGCGGCGCCCAUGGACCUACAAUUUUGAUCAAUUCAACUUGCAGGUUUUACGCUUAUCCCAUUUAUAAACGAUUAGCUUUUUGAUGGUUCUACUGUGUAGAAAGACUCAUCAUCGGCCGAUCCUGAAAUUCUGCUUGAAACUGAUUCCUGCCAGGACCGAGUUGGAACGCACCAGUCACAUGCUUUGUUUGAAGACCCACUGGCCCAGGUGAUAUAGAAGUGCACGUUACUGUUAGCAAUGCCUCCAAGGAAGACUGCAAUUGUCAGUGUCUCAAUCAUCUUUCUGCUGUUUGUCGGCGGAAACUUGGCAAACAAGAAGAAAAACGAAGAGGUUCAGAAGAAAUGUGACACGUGCAGGGAACUGGCCAAAUCUUUUAAGGAGGGGAUGGAGCGAACAGCUCGGUACAACUUUGCUGGAGGUGACACAGACUGGGAAGAAAAGAAACUUGGAAAAUAUUCCACCAGUGAGACAAGAUUGAUUGAAAUCGUGGAACAGGUGUGUUCCAAGGAUAAAUAUGAGUGCAAUACCAUGCUGGAGCACAACGAGGAGACACUAGAGACAUGGUGGACGGAACAUCAGACCGACCAUCCAGAUCUUGUACAGUGGUUUUGCAUUGACACUCUCACAAUUUGCUGUCCAGAUAACACAUAUGGCCCAGAUUGCCAAGAAUGUCCUGGAGGCAUCGAGAGACCAUGCAAAGGCAAUGGAAAAUGCUCAGGCGGAGGUACAAGAGCAGGUACGGGGAAGUGCAAAUGCAACGGUGGAUACAAAGGUGAACUCUGCGAUGUCUGCAAAAACGGCUUCUUCACGGAGAUGAGUAACGAAACACACACAGUCUGCACAGCAUGUGACGACUCGUGUGCAGCAACCUGCACUAAGGGCGGACCCACAGGAUGCAAGAAAUGCAAAGGGGGCUACAAUAUGGUGGAGGAAAAAGGUUGCCAAGAUAUUGAUGAAUGUAACCAAGAGAAACCACCGUGCCAGUCCAGUGAAUUCUGCCAGAACUCUCCAGGGUCUUAUAAAUGCGUAGAAUGCAAUAUGGCGUGUGAUCAGUGCAUAGGGGAGGGGCCUGACAGCUGUGUCAAAUGUAAAACUGGCUUCCAAAUGAUAGACACUACAUGCAAAGAUAUUGACGAGUGUGAGACAGACGAGACUUGCAAGAAGGAACACAUGUUCUGCAAGAAUGUACCUGGCAGCUUUUUAUGUGAAUGCGAGGAGGGUUAUCUACAAAGUGCAGAUGGCUGUGUCCCUAAAUCAAUUUUGGAAGGAAAGGAUAUUCUACCGGACCCCUCGCUGAGUCUUAAAGAUGGUGAUGCUCCACCUGCUGCAGAAACAGAUCAGGAAGCAGACAGUACCACUACCAAAGGAGGGGAGGCCGACAAUAUCAGUGACGAAUCUCUGAGAAGGGAAACAGGGGAAAAUAAAUCCAACACUGAAGAACAGAAUGAUUCAGUGGAUACAAACAGUUUAAGAGCUGAGGAAAUGGAGAGUAUGGAACAGCAUCAUGAAGAGUUAUGAUGUCUGUUUUUAUUUUAUAUUCGAAUUGGAAAAUAUUUCCCUCAUAGUAUUUAUAAAAUGUCUUUUUUUCACUGAGGCAUUGUAUCAAGUUAUAAAUGAAAGGUCACUAAUUUUAGGCGCCAUUUUGUAAAAAGAAGUUAACGAACAUCUCCUUACUUUAAUGCUAAUGUUUAAAACUAAGCAAUAUUGACGUAAUUCAACCACGAUAUUAAAAUAUAUUAAAAUAUACGAUUCCGAUUGAUGUGAAAAAAGCGUGUUUCUCUACAGCUAGCUUUUUCUUAUAAAGCUUGAAGUGGAACAUGCAAGUAUAGUCUCAAAAUGCACUGCAAAAACUGCGACUACUUUUUAAAACAAUUUACACUCCCUAAAUAAUGCCAAGUUAACACUAGCUGUUGCAUCAGGAAAAAAUGUUUUGUUCUCUUUUUGUAUGCAAUUUUUAGCUGUUAAACUGGGCUCAAGGUAGAUAUGAGGCUCUGUCUAAAACCUACUUUUUUUAAAAACAGUAACCGGUAUGGUAUAUAUUACAAGUCUGAUAGGAUAUGGGACCGCUGUCCGCUUUUCAAAACUUUCCAGGUCAGCAUCUUCAAACUCUAUAAACUACAAUGCCAAACUGCAAGCUUUAUCGCAAAAAGUUACGGAUUGUGUUAUGAAUACAGUGGAUGUUUUUUUUUUUCAACUUCCUAGGAAAUGUAUAUAUACAUCGUCUCGAAAUUGAGAUGCACAAAUGUCAGAUAUACCUUUGGUACUCAAUGUGGUCGGUAGCCCUGCCUUUAUCUCCUGUACUAUUCAACCAUUUAUUACUGUUAUUUAUCUCUACGUAAUAUUCCCCCAGAAUUGAGCGGAGUUGGUGAAAGGUAUUAAAACAUGGAGAAUUUAUUUGUAUCUUC